AUGCAAACAGUUUCAGAAUAAUCCUUAAGAAAAUGUAAUAAGAUUGAUAACGAACUUGAUGAGAUUGUUAAUGUUAAGUCUAAUUAGUUUAAUAUAAUAGAAUCUUAAAUACAAUAUGACUUAUCAAAAAUGAAUUCCAAUUAUUUAAUUAAAUAGGACGAUAACAAUUUGGCGAACUCGGACUGUUAACAAUUCGACACCUUAAACUAAAAUAAUAUUUCAAAUUAAUAGAAGGAUUAACAAAUUUAAUAACUUAUCAAUUCUUAAACCAUCUAAGAAAGAUCAACAAUUACACAAUCUAAUCCUAGACCAUUCACUUAUGAAUUGAUACCAAAAAAUUCAAUUAAAUAAAAUGAACAUUGUCAUGCAAUUGCUGUUAAUAAAGAUUAUUCAACAUUAAUUGCUGCAUGUGAUAAAUAAAUCAAAGUGUUUGGAUUUAAAUAAGGAAAGUUGGUUUAACAUGAAAUUUUAAAUGAACAUAAUAGAUAUGUUUAUACUUUGAAUUUUAUGAAUAGAUCGGAUCAGUUUAUAUCUGGGAGUGGAGAUAGCUCAAUUAUAAUAUGGAAAAGAAAUCAAAAUAAUUCAUGGAUUUGCUCAUAGAAAUUGAAUGGGCAUACAAGAGAAGUUUAUUGUUUGAUAUUAAAUAAUAAUGAAGAUCUUAUUGUAUCUGGUAGUGUUGAUAAUACAAUUAAAUUCUGGUAGAACUAAAAUGAAUGGUUGUGCUCUUAGACAAUCUCUGAUCAUACUAGUUAUCCAUAUUCAUUAAGUUUUAAUGAAUAAUAGAAUAAAUUGAUAUCUUGUGGAAGGGACAAUCUUAUAUUAGUAUUAGAAUAAUAAUUAAAUAAACAAUGGAUGGUAAUAUAAACGAUUGUAAUGGAAUAAUUUGGACUUCGAUUAUGCUUUAUCGAUGAUAAUAUAUUCACAUGCUAACCUUACAAUACAGAGUACAUGCAUGUUUUUGAGAUGAAUAACGCUAAUGAAUAGUAUACAAAGACGAAGGAUAUUCCAGUAAAAGGUGGCUAAGAUUGUUGGUUGUUUCCAUAAUAAUAUAUAAGAUCAAAAUGUAUCCUUGUGAAUAAGAAUGCAUCAAAUGUGACUUUAAUAAGUAACUAACAAAAUGGUCAGUUUAUACCUGAAUAAUCUAUUUAGUUUGGAGCAUGUGAUAUUUUUGGAUGUAUGACUGAUGAUGGGUAGUAUUUAAUCACAUGGGACUCUACAUCAAAAGAAUUUUAGAUUAGACAAUAUCAGAAAAACUGA
Molecule: messenger RNA, 1257 nt
Organism: Paramecium octaurelia
Lineage: Eukaryota; Ciliophora; Oligohymenophorea; Peniculida; Parameciidae
Source: the annotation of a GenBank genome assembly